GUCUAUUUAACAUUUAUUAAAUGCCACCUUUUCUGUACCAGGCAUAUACAAUCAUUCAGAAAAAAUCUUUACGUAAGAUCUAAUAUAUACACAUGUUACUUGUAGAAACCAGUUUGCGAUUACACAGAAGGGUUAGGUUCGUGUAACAGUAGGGUAUAAAAACCUCACCACUAAAGUUAAGACUUCGCAGAUGAAGAGGGGUGUUCAGAUGCUGAGUCUUGCUGUUCUUAGUCUCUUGUUUGUGUGUGGGGUGAGGAGUCAGGAUUUGCAGGAUGGUAAAUGUCCUGGAGCCCCGAAUACUGUUGACUACGAUGUUCGAAAGUUAGGUGGUGUAUGGUAUGAAACCGAACGAAUACUGACGAAUUCUGAAGAUAACAGAGCGUGUGAUGUUUUUUACAUAGAACCUGCAAGUGGGUCGGACGUAAAAAUAUUUUUUUCUGCAAAAAAUCUCCGAACGGGUUUUGAAGAAGAGGGUCACGGACAAAUCCCCGACUCAAGGGGAAAAGCAGGCUCAUUUGAUCUCAAAUUUGGGUCAGAAGAGUCGAAGAAAAUAAAGUUUUACCUUGUUGAUACUGAUUACAAUUUUUAUGCCAUCUUGUGGUCUUGCCAGGAACUAGCAUCAGGUCAGCAUUCAGAAAUGACUUCUUUAUUGGCUAGAACUGUCAGGAUACCACUUUUGUUUAAGGUCAGACUCUAUAGACAUCUAAAAAAUCUUGGUGUGGAGACAGCAGAUUUUAGAACAGUACAUCAGACAAACUGUAGGAGAGAUCACUUUAAUUUAAACCACAAUAUUUCUGGAUCAUCUGAAUCAAGAUUAGUUAAACGUUAUGCUACAACUUCAGAAGAUAAGUCUGAUCCACCUAUUAAAAUCACAGAAGUCUCAUUUGAAGAACUAAGUGCUCUCAUCAAUGCCAGUGAUGUUACAUUAAUUGAUGUACGUACUCCUGAAGAGUUAAAAGAAGUUGGAAUGAUUCCUACCUCUGUCAAUGUUCCUCUAGCUGAAGUGGAGCAGGCUUUUCAGCUUCCAUCUAAUGAGUUUAAGGAAAAGUAUGGUUUUCCUUUACCUUCUAAAGAUGAUGGGAAUGUAGUGAUGACUUGUCGCUCAGGUCGUCGUGCUACUGAUGCUAUUAUAAUUGUGCGAAAAUUUGGUUAUGACAAGAGUGCCGUCAAAGUGGGGGAAAGAGAUGAAAUUAAGUAUGAUGAGCUCUCCAACUUGAUGAAAAGUGGUCAAGUGACAUUGGUUGACGUCAGAGAGCCAAGUGAACUGCAGACUGAUGGAAAAAUUCCAGGAUCAAUUAAUGUUCCAGUUUCUCAGGUAGAGAAGGCACUUCAGCUUCCUCCUGCCGCAUUUAAAGCCAACUAUGAUCGCUCCCUACCGGACAAAACCGAUGACAAAAUCGUAUUUCAUUGCCGUGCUGGAAUGAGAGCAUGCCAAGCCACAGAGGUUGCCAGAAAACUGGGUUUUACAAGUGCCCGUGUGUAUAAAGGUAGUUUUCAAGACUGGCAAGCUAACGGUGGAAAGAUCGAGAAGCAGUGAACGUACGACUUCUGCUGGCUGGAAGGGAACUUGUCUGUCAGAUGAAAAUACUGACCAAAAAUACCAAAAUUACAAGUCUACAUAUAUUUGUAUACAUUUUAAGAAUACAUUUUUACUAGUAGUAACCAAUUGUGUUACAGGGUAGCUAGACAUUUCAUGAACGAUUUUUUUUAAAUUUUAGUUUCUUGUAAUGUCAAAAAUAAACUGUGAUAUUAUCAGUAA
Limulus polyphemus (Atlantic horseshoe crab) is the source of this 1759-nucleotide messenger RNA. RefSeq lists its product as uncharacterized. Gene Ontology annotation, molecular function: thiosulfate-cyanide sulfurtransferase activity. The record is from RefSeq and is a predicted model, not a curated record. The transcript is spliced from 12 exons. The coding region runs from base 191 to 1537 and encodes 448 amino acids. Gene Ontology annotation, cellular component: mitochondrion. NCBI's taxonomy places the organism in Eukaryota, Metazoa, Arthropoda, Merostomata, Xiphosura, Limulidae.